This is a messenger RNA of Saxophila tyrrhenica, 1473 nucleotides long. RefSeq lists its product as uncharacterized. Gene Ontology annotation, biological process: negative regulation of transcription by RNA polymerase II; rRNA processing. Lineage: Eukaryota; Fungi; Ascomycota; Dothideomycetes; Mycosphaerellales; Extremaceae. Bases 1 to 1473 code for a protein of 490 amino acids. Gene Ontology annotation, cellular component: nucleolus. The transcript is spliced from 2 exons. The record is from RefSeq and is a predicted model, not a curated record. Gene Ontology annotation, molecular function: DNA binding.
AUGGUUUCCUUCCAAUGCGAGGCUUGCGGCGACGUCCUGACCAAGAAGUCUCUCGACAAACAUAGGAACCAAUGUAGAGGCGCAUCGUUCAGCUGCAUCGAUUGCAUGGUGCACUUCCACGGCACCGACUACCGAUCACAUACAAGCUGCAUCAGCGAGGCGCAAAAGGUGCAGGGCUCGUUGUACCGGGAGAAGAGCAAGAAGGGUGAUAAGGGCAGGUCGAUGCCCGGUAGCUGGAAUUCAGACCCAAUGGUGCCACAGCGAGCAUACGUCGAAGAUGCGCCGGAUGGAGGCGAUGAUUCGCAGGCAGUGGCCAUAGUGGAUGUGCCUCCAAGGGCACCAACACCUCCUACUGCGGCGCAAGACCUACCAGAGAACGUCAACGUGUUCGACUUUUUGGUGACUGAGGAGACGCCUAAUGGCGCCAGAAAUAAGAUCAGCGCGCCAGAACCAAGACGUGAAAUCAAGCAGUCUGUCCACUACCCGAAUGGCGACUCGCAGUACAGUCACUACGCAACGGAUGGCUCGCAGUUCUCUCAAACAGGCUUCUCAUACGGUGAUGGUCCACUGGAACCAUCCUUCGCGCGCUACGACUCAUGGCAGAACUUGACCGACUCUCAGCAGUCGCACAACCUCAUGCCACCUCCCGCAUACGUUACGCCUGCGCCAAAAGAGAGCAGACGACAUACCAAAGACAGACCUACCAUCGAGAAGAGCGAUAAGAAGCGCAAGCGAGGGCAUGUCGAGGAGUUGGACCUGUCGUCCACUACCAAGCGUCCAUCCUCGCGCGACCAGAUGAUGAUAGAUGCGCCAACAGAAGGGAGGAAUGGCAGAGUGCUGCAUUCUGGUCUCACCGGCGGGCUGAACAAACUCAUCACGGAUCCUGAGUUCCUUGAAGAUCGCAUCGACGCCGGGCCGACACCUAUCUUGAGUCCUGUCAAGCGAUCAAAAAGAGGCGAAGCAGACGCCGACAAGAAGAGCCGACGCACGUCAAGCUACGUAUCUUACGGCACAACGACUUCUAAAGGUUCCUCAAAACACGCAGAAGACAAGCAAGACCGCUCUCGCGACAGCAAAUACCACGACGACAAGCAACGCCGCCGCGCAAGCCCGGAUCGCAGCUACCACGAUGAUCGCCAUCGCUCCCGCCGACAGCGUGAAUCGCUUUCAUCAGACGACCGGCCUCGCGCGAAACACAUGAAAGCUAUCGAGUACCCCGACCGCCCCUCCUCAGUCCAGCCGAACGCGACGAAUCAGCUCGUCAGCUACACUUCCCGCCCGGACCUGUUCUUGUCAUUCAUCAACAAGGGACCUGAUAGCGAUCGCGGCUGCUCGAUCAACAAGGUGUUGAAGCGAUAUCACCGGGAGCGUGGCGUUCGAAGUACCGACGAGAAGGAAGACGAGGAUAAGGAGUUGUGGAAGUCGUUGAGAUUGAGGAGGAAUGACCGUGGGGAGAUUGUGCUGUUCUUCUAG